Messenger RNA from Colletotrichum orchidophilum, 276 nucleotides. RefSeq lists its product as uncharacterized. The coding region runs from base 1 to 276 and encodes 91 amino acids. The transcript is spliced from 2 exons. Lineage: Eukaryota; Fungi; Ascomycota; Sordariomycetes; Glomerellales; Glomerellaceae. The record is from RefSeq and is a predicted model, not a curated record.
AUGACUUGGAACCCAACGGCCUUCCGCGAGCAUUCCUUCCAACGCACAGUUUGGGCCUUCCCCUCACCUGGCAGGGUUUCGCCAAGAUAUUACCCCUCCAUCAGCGAGGUAUCAUCAGUUAGGCGAAUUGCGGUUUGCCGCUGCUAUUGUUUUGAGCCUCUCGGCAGCUAUGACACUAAAGCCAACGGAUUGUUUCUGCGGGAGUGGCACCGUGCUCCGAGCUUCAACUCUAGCUCCCUCUAUUCUGUUCUCAUCUUCUCGGGGUUGGGGUCCUAG